Messenger RNA from Triticum urartu, 1596 nucleotides. The record is from RefSeq and is a predicted model, not a curated record. Lineage: Eukaryota; Viridiplantae; Streptophyta; Magnoliopsida; Poales; Poaceae.
UUUGUGACCCCCGUCUGCGCAGAACUACGAGAUCCAUCUCUCGAUCUGAGCCGCGUAAAACCCUAGCCGUCUCCAAAUCAGUCAUCCGCCACCCCCCCCCCCCGCCGCCGCCGCCACCUCCAUGGACACUUCCCUGGCUGCCGCCGCUGUCACCGCAGAGGCCUCCGCCCCCGCCGCGGCAUCAACGGAACCUUCCGCGGCUCCUGAUGCCUCCCCUGCAGCCUCCUCCUCCUCCGCUGCCGCCGCCGUCGCCGAAGACCUCGCGGGGGGCGUGGCGGCAUUGAGCCUGGACGAGCGGUUCGACUUGCUGAUGAGCAUAGGCGAGGAGUGUAUUCAGCCUGACGAGCUCAAGCGGCUGCUGCAGAACAAGCCCGUCCCUAUCUGCUACGACGGGUUCGAGCCCUCUGGCCGAAUGCACAUUGCCCAGGGUGUUGUGAAGACAAUUAAUGUUAACAAGAUGAUCAGAGCGGGAUGCAAAGUGAAAAUCUGGAUAGCAGACUGGUUUGCACAGCUAAACAACAAAAUGGGUGGUGAUCUGAAAAAAAUCCAGACUGUCGGGCGCUACAUGAUUGAAAUAUGGAAAGCAGCUGGUAUGAACCUUGAUGGUGUUGAAUUCUUAUGGUCUUCAGAGGAAAUUAAUAGGCGUGCAAAUGAAUACUGGCCACUUGUAAUGGACAUUGGCAGGAAAAAUAAUAUCAAAAGAAUAACGAGGUGUUGUACGAUUAUGGGUCGCUCUGACAAUGAGGAAUUGACUGCUGCACAGAUCUUCUAUCCUUGCAUGCAGUGUGCUGAUAUAUUCUUCCUGAAGGCGGACAUAUGCCAGUUGGGUAUGGACCAAAGGAAGGUUAACAUGUUAGCAAGGGAAUAUUGCGAUGACAUCAAAAGGAAAAACAAGCCAAUUAUUCUGUCACAUCAUAUGCUCCCCGGUUUCAAAGAAGGCCAGGAGAAGAUGUCAAAGAGUGAUCCGACAUCGGCUAUCUUUAUGGAAGAUGAUGAGGCUCAGGUAAAUUUGAAGAUAAAGCAAGCUUUCUGUCCUCCCAAAAUUGUUGAUAAAAAUCCGUGCCUGGAGUACAUCCAGUACAUUGUUUUCCCUUGGUUUGACAAGUUUGAGGUUGUCCGCAAAGAAAACAAUGGUGGUAACAAGACAUUUUUAACCAUGGAUGAACUUGUUGCUGAUUAUGAAGCGGGUGAUUUGCAUCCUGCCGACGUUAAACCUGCUUUGGCGAAAGCGAUCAAUGAAAUAUUGAAGCCUGUUCGUGACCACUUCAACAGCAGCAGUGAAGCCAAAAUUCUCCUCAAUACUGUUAAGAAGUACAGGGUAAGCAAUUGAGGAGCAAAUACCUUCCUGGUCAUUACAUGGACACCCAACAGACAAUGGAAGCAUACACAUUUUGGUUGGCAGAGUUUCGUGGGCACAAUUUUUGGCAAUACUAAUACCUCUAUUGCUGAUAUGCAUCAGAAACUGUCGUGAUUAUGUUGAUCAGUGUACAAUAUCUUUGCGUGUCACCUUCAAUUGAGAAGUUAUAAGACGCUUGGCGUGACAUUGUAGCUAACAUCUAAGGUAAACGCAUUAAAUCAGGCGACUGAUUUUGUCAA